GGAUGGGAAUGGAAAUGGGACCCAAGUCAGAUAUGUAGGUAAUGGUUGAGAAUGUGUUGUGUGGCAUUGUCAAGUGUAAAUCAAUAAACAAUAACCCCACAUUGCUUUUUCAAGUUUGUGGCCAUGGAUUGAUUGUGAGUUUCAUUUCAGCUAACCGAAGUUGACAAAACCCAUCUCAUUUAUUAUGUCUUUUGCAUCCAAAAUCCACACACAUAUGACAUUUUUACACACACACACACUCAAAAAUCUCCUUCUCGAAUCUCCUACUACUACUACUACUACUACUACUACUACAACUACUAGUAGUACUAAAGGGAAAAAGAAAAAGGGCCUCAAACACUCAAAAAAUUAUAUAAAGAUUUGAUUUUUAUUUAUCAUCAUCACCAAUUCAGAGUUUUGGUGACCUGGGUUUUCUUCAAUUUGUCGUUUUGAUGUUGUGGCUUUAAAGCUCUUUAUUUAUAUUAUUCCCUGGAUUGGAUUAUUAUGGAGGUGUUUUUAUGGGGCUAUGAGUUAGAGAGAUGAGAUUAUUAGAAGGUGGUAAUAUUAAUUAUGCGAACACUUUGUGACGCCUGUGAAAGCGCCGCCGCAAUCGUGUUUUGCGCUGCUGACGAGGCUGCCCUUUGCCGUUCCUGCGAUGACAAGGUACACAUGUGCAACAAACUUGCUAGUCGACAUGUGAGAGUUGGCUUAGCAAAUCCCAGUGAAGUUCCUAGGUGUGACAUUUGUGAAAAUGCACCUGCUUUUUUCUACUGCGAAAUAGAUGGAAGUUCCCUUUGUUUACAAUGUGAUAUGAUUGUUCAUGUUGGUGGUAAAAGAACACAUGGAAGAUAUCUCUUAUUGAGGCAGAGAGUUGAGUUUCCAGGAGAUAAGCCUGGUGCUGGUAAUGUUGAGGAACCUGGUUCAAACCCGGGUAGCGAUCAAGUCGAAGCAGCUCGGAGAGGACAGAAUCAUCAGCAGCCUUGUUCUAAAAUGACAGGUGAAGAGAAUCAACAGCAGCAAAAUCAUAAUAGAGUUUCUCCUGUGCGGUUACAAGAGGCCAAUGCUGAUGGACACACUCACACUAAACGUGACAAUAAAAUGAUUGAUUUAAAUAUGAAGCCUCAUAAGUUCCAUGAACAAUCUUCAAAUAAUCAGGACCUAUGAAGAAUUUGCAGAAACCAGAAGCAUGACUGCUGCGCGAGGCAUUAGAAAAAGGCGAGCUGUGUGUGUGAUCAAAUAAAAUUUAGAGUGUGAUUGAUUGUUCAUAUGAAAAAAGUAUGGUCUAUUGAGGUUUGCAAAGUAGUGAUUUUUCCAUUUGUUGUUGUAGCUUAAUUGCACAAAAGAGUAGUUUGAUAGCAUUUAUAACUUUUGAGAACAGAAACUAUAAUGCACUGCAUCAAAUUGAGUUCUCAUAAUC
Messenger RNA from Cannabis sativa, 1396 nucleotides. Its product is annotated as B-box zinc finger protein 18. The record is from RefSeq and is a predicted model, not a curated record. The coding region runs from base 550 to 1143 and encodes 197 amino acids. Gene Ontology annotation, biological process: photomorphogenesis; regulation of DNA-templated transcription. Gene Ontology annotation, molecular function: zinc ion binding. The transcript has 5 exons. Gene Ontology annotation, cellular component: nucleus. Lineage: Eukaryota; Viridiplantae; Streptophyta; Magnoliopsida; Rosales; Cannabaceae.